This is a messenger RNA of Onychomys torridus (southern grasshopper mouse), 1194 nucleotides long. It is a transcript of the gene Znf428, whose product is annotated as zinc finger protein 428. Bases 481 to 1053 code for a protein of 190 amino acids. Lineage: Eukaryota; Metazoa; Chordata; Mammalia; Rodentia; Cricetidae. The transcript has 3 exons. The record is from RefSeq and is a predicted model, not a curated record.
CCCCGCUGCAUGCCGGGAGCCCGCGGCCGCUUGGCAGGGUGACCGGCCCGAGCGCCCUGGGCUUCUCCCAGCACGCGGCUCCGAACCUACGGCAGCUUCGCCUGGCCUCGCCGCCGUGUGGGGGCCGGCGGGCCCCGCGUUUUGCGGGCCUGGGGCGUUCGGGGCGGGGCCUGGGCUCCUUUUUUUUUUUUGCGGCACACGCUUUCCGCGAGACGAGGAGCGUUUCGGGGCUUGGCGUUUUAGAAGGGGGUCGUUAAAGGCCCGAGGCAUCGUGGGAAGUUGUCCCCCGGCAUUGUUUGGUGUUGGGGUUUGUCCGAGCCCUUGUCCUACGUAGCGUUGUGCGGCAAGCACCCCUCUCUACCUGCCAACAUCCCGUGUUAGAAGAGUUUGUGGCUGGAGGUGUGACCGUGGGAGAGCUGGCCGGGGAGGGACCCUGCCCAGUCGCUGCUCUGCUCCUGUCUCUUGUCCCCUCCCCUGGCCAUGACAGAGACCCGUGAGCCCGCCGAGACUGGAGGCUACGCCAGCUUGGAGGAAGAUGAUGAAGACCUUUCCCCAGGCCCGGAGCAUUCUUCUGACUCUGAAUACACUCUUUCAGAGCCCGACUCUGAGGAGGAGGAGGAGGAAGAGGAGGAAGAGGAGACCACUGACGACCCCGAAUAUGACCCUGGCUAUAAGGUGAAACAGCGCAUAGGUGGGGGCAGGGGAGGCCCAUCCCGCCGGGCCCCCCGAGCAGCCCAGCCUGCUGGCCCACCUGCACAGCCCUGCCAGCUCUGUGGCCGAUCACCACUGGCAGAGGCCCCACCGGGUACCCCACCUUGCCGACUCUGCUGCCCCACAACAGCAACCCAAGAAGCCCCAGCCCCUGAAGGCAGGGCUCUUGGUGAGGAAGAGGAGGAGCCAUCUCGUACUGGGGAGAGCCGGCCUGCAGGACGGGAUGGAGAUGAAGAUGAGGAGGAGGGGGGUACCUACCACUGUACGGAGUGUGAGGACUCCUUUGACAACCUCGGGGAGCUGCAUGGUCACUUCAUGCUGCAUGCCCGCGGUGAGGUUUAGGCAGGGCCCCCAGGGAGCUGGUGGAAGGGGGGUGGGAGCAGGGCUGAGGAAGCUGGAGUGGGGCUGGGUUCCCACCCAUCUGUGUUGUCUUAGCAGUAAUGUGUGAAGGGCAGAAUAAAAGCCGGAUUCUGUGUGUGCUGA